AUGCCCUGCCCACAGACAAUGCUGCACCAGGAGCCCUGCCUCAUCCAGACCAACCUGGGCAGCCCCAGCCUCACUCUGGAGGACAAGACUGGCCAGAGGCUCCGCUCCAGAUUCCUGCAGCAGAGCAACCUGCAGCCCUGGUCUGGGCGGCGCCACCUGAAAGCCCAGAGCUUUUCCUUCCAGCAAAGCAAUCUGAGCCUAAGCAAGGCCAGCUUGGCUGAGUGUGGAGACAGCACUGGCCCCCACCUCUGGUUAGAGUCACAGGAAAGCUUCGGUCUCCACACCUUGCCCCGAGGUAGCCCCCUCUGCUACAGCAGGCAGCUGACCCACCUGAGUCAGUCCCAGCCACCAGACCCAGACUUCAAGCUCCCUGCAGACUUCAGCCCUUUAGACGGAUGUCCUCAGCUAGGCCCCCGAGCCUCCUGUGUCCUGAACCAAUGGACCUGCAGGCCUGUGGGUGAGCCACUCACCCUGGAUGACCUGACUGUCCCUGCCCAGAGUCAGUGUCAGGCCCCAUCCCAUGAUGAUGGCCACCAGUUGCUGGCCUCCAUGCAAUGCCUAGAGCACAAGGCAGCCCAACUCAAGUGCUGGGGAUCCCAGAAACCCCUGGACCCUGUUCUAUGGGGCCCUUGGGCCAGCGGUGGCCAUGCAGUCCCUGCCCGCCCCCAGUCCAGUCGGCCUGCUUAUGCACGCCUGGACAAGACUCUGAGAGGCCCUAGAAGCCUCAGGGAGAAGACACGAGGAUCCCAGAACAAGGCCCCAAACAUUGUGACCCUGGAGACUGAGACAGCCUGCUGGCAGCUGCUGUCCAGGUGUUUCAGAGCCUGGAGGAAGAGGUGGCAGACCGUGGUGACAGCAGAGAGGAUGCGCCGACGGCAGCUGCUGAGAAGGGGGCUGCGGGUGCUGCGAAGGGCCCUCCACCUUCGGGAGGCCAGGCUCCAGGCAGCACAUGCGCGGCACCGGAAGGCCCUGCUGGCCCGGAGCUUCCGAGAGGUCAGGGGCCUCCGGGUUCGACCAGAGGGAGGAAUCCUGAAGAAGAAGGGAGGCUGGCCGAUUCCUUCCCAUCCUGGGCUGAGACCAGACGGCCGAGAUGAGAGACUCCAGAUCCUGGAGGCCUUACAGCAAUUGACUAGUGAGAUGGUGGAGAAGGUGGGGGUCUUCCUCCUGUGGUGCCAUCACAAGAGCCUGGCCAGGCAGGAGAGGGGAGUCCGGAGAGAAGUUCCCUCAGCCUUGCCCAGGAUUCAGAAAGUGGGGUGGUGCCCCCAGGCCAGCCGGGCUCCUGCUGCAGCCCCGGCAAGGGUGGUCCCACUUAAGUCCCAGCAUCAGCGAGAUUUGCUUUGCAAGUGCCUUAGAACCUGGCAGGGGUUUGCACAAAGAGAGUCCCGGUGCCGGGACUUCCUGACUGACUGCCGGGUGAGGACCCUGAACACAUGCCUGCGACAGUGGGUGCAGAUGAAGAAGCUCCACAUCUCAGAUGGGGUGAAGGUGACCCAGCUGUGCCUCUGGCGGCAGAAGAUUGAGAGCUCAGCUCUUUGCAGCCCAGCCCCCAGAGUCUCCACAGCCUGGGGCCCCAGGGCGGUGACCAAGGCUCAGGAGCAGCUCCUGGAGCGAAGCCAGGGCUCCCUGCAGAAAGCCUGCCGGCGGUUGGCCCUCCACCGGGCGCUGCUGCUCUGGAGGACACAGCUCUCCCUGCACCAGCAGGCCAACGUCUUCCUCCGGAGCCUGAAGCAGCGGACCCUGCAGUAUGUCCUGCGCCAAUGGCAUUCAAGCGUGCCGCGUCCCUGCACUCCAUCCCACAGCAUGAAGACCACCUGGGCCCUGGAGCCACUGAGCAGUAACCCCACCCAGGAGGCCUUGAUGGGCUGUAGCUCACACAGGGGAUCCCCGGAGAAGGCUCCGAGGGACCCUGCCCUCUUGGAGACCCUUCGGGUGACCUUUCUGAGGGCAACUGGGCGGCGCCUGCAGGAACACAGCCUUCUGCUCUGGCAGACGCGAGUCCAGCAGGCAUGGGAUGCAAGGAGUGAUCCUCCAGCCUCCCAGGAACCACCCUGCCCCAUGAUGGAAACAAAGAAAAGAGUCACUCAUGCUGGGGAGGAGGGUGAAGUCCUGGGACUCCUGCUCCAGUCCCCAUGCCCAGGCUCCGAGGGACCCUGCCCUCUUGGAGACCCUUCGGGUGACCUUUCUGCGGGCAACUGGGCGGCGCCUGCAGGAGCACAGCUGCCAGAGUAG
Elephantulus edwardii (Cape elephant shrew) is the source of this 2229-nucleotide messenger RNA. It is a transcript of the gene CUNH1orf167, whose product is annotated as chromosome unknown open reading frame, human C1orf167. Lineage: Eukaryota; Metazoa; Chordata; Mammalia; Macroscelidea; Macroscelididae. Bases 1 to 2229 code for a protein of 742 amino acids. The record is from RefSeq and is a predicted model, not a curated record. The transcript is spliced from 10 exons.